AUGGACCCAGACACACAGUCGCCACGAUGGGAUGGAAAUCGCCUGUCUGCAUCGUCUUUCCCGCGACAAGGUUGGUCCCGCCUAUCGCCGUCCUAUACGCCUCCCACGGGAGAUGCAGCCCCCUCACUCCACGCAAACUGGCGGCCCUAUAACUCCGCCGGGGACCAUUCAGACCGAGAUCGAUCGCAUCAACCAUCGACUCUGUAUCAAGUUGACAGUGAUCCUCAGCCCCCAUCCCCAAGAGAUCGUGGAGCCAGCCCGGUCUCAGGGCAGCCUACCACUCGCCCAACUUACCCGGUCCUGGUAAGAGCAUAUUCCGGCAAUGCGGAGGAGGCGAAUGGUAGGCGCUCCGCCAUGUAUUCGCGUCGCCUGUUCUCCUCUGGCCUGAAGGGUUCAGUUUCAUCCUGUCCAUCGGGCCCGCCGAUGCCGUCGGACAAGGACUUCAGUAUAGCGAGCAUACUGCAGGCCAUUGACCCCGAUAUCCGCACAACACUUGACUCAAUCGCCGAGAUCUGCGGCCGCAGCAAAUUGAGCCUUGCCAAUGAAUAUGACAGCCAUAUCGCUCCAUUGGGAGAGAUUCGUGCUCCGCCUGGCGGGCUGGUUCCCGUUGAAGAGGCAAGUUCGACCGACGAGCGGCGCGCUGAUGAGGGCAUAGAGAUCUUUGAGGAUGAACCUGACCUGAUGGAUACUGGUCGUGACAUGCAUCUCUUCUCAUUUCAUCGAUAUCUCGAAAAUCUUCGACACACCGCCUCUACCCUGGAACGCAGCGGCGCCUCAGCAUCCAGAGCGACAUUAGUUGCAAAUGAUGCUCAGCCUGCCUCCAGUAGCCUUCAGUUGGAUUCAGCGACAAGCAUGGAGCAACCAGCCUUUACCCUGACUCGAGAGCUUACCUCCGGGCCAAAACAGUCGGGACGAGAUCUACUUGCGAAGCAAGAUAUUUCUGACCCUGCCAACAAGCAAUCGCCUGUUGCAACACCUGCUCUUGUUUCGGAAAUUCAUCUAAAUGCACGAACAGGGGACCAACAAAUGACCUCCAGUUCUUGUCAACUCAACGCCGGCACCCCUAAUCCUUAUGAUAACGAAGCGUGGUGGAACCCGGAGGUAGUCCAAUCGCUCCUUGGCUGGCUGAGGUGGACUACUCGCGCCGUGGGACCGGAAUCUCGACCGGUUGUCCAGUCUGCUGAAGACCGUCUACGGGCUAUGCUCGAGCGGCCAGAUCGUUAUAGAAGUUACUCUCCUUCGCCAUAG
This is a messenger RNA of Penicillium macrosclerotiorum, 1248 nucleotides long. RefSeq lists its product as uncharacterized. The record is from RefSeq and is a predicted model, not a curated record. NCBI's taxonomy places the organism in Eukaryota, Fungi, Ascomycota, Eurotiomycetes, Eurotiales, Aspergillaceae. The transcript has a single exon. The coding region runs from base 1 to 1248 and encodes 415 amino acids.